AAAGAUUGUUUGUUACCAUAACCAAAUUCCGAAUCGAAUUCAGACAGAGUCUAAAUUUUACUAAUAACAAAAAAAUCAAUGAUCCUAAAGUGAUUCGUGUGCAAACUGGUAGCAUAAUCGCCAAGAUGCUGUUAAAAGAAAUUGCCCGAUUUUCGCUGCAACAUCGCACCCUGUACUGUUACUUGAUACUGAGCAUUUGGAUAUUUUUGCUGAUAGCAGGCAUGUACAAGUACAUCGGCUCCAUAGAAAAUGGUAACAAUCUACUGAAUGCGAAAGGAUUCGGCUACCGCAAAACGGAACGGUUUCUCACUGAGGAGGGCGACUCAACGGAUAGGAUAAGAAUAAAAGAGAUCAACCAGACUGACUGUACCCAUCCGUUUGCAAUCGUGGCGGGUGAGGAAGGCGGUUCCCUGGAGGGUUGGACAUUGCAGGGCGUAUUGCUGCUGAUACGCCAUGGUGACCGUGGCCCAAUGGCACAUGUGCGUGGUAUCAAUGAAGUGGAUUGCGGAUAUGAAAACGAUCCUACCCUUGCGAGAUACAUCAACUUCCUGCAGAACACUACCACCGGGAGCACUAGUGGUGGACACUGGAUGAAAACGGGCCCAUUUCACGGGUUUCCUUUACUGCCGGCCGCGUCGAAGCUCUGCUUGCUGGCACAGCUAACACAUAAAGGCAUUGCCCAAAUGCUACACGUAGGCGAUAUCGUUCGACAGGCUUAUGCGAACGCCCUGGGACUCUAUACGCGAGUCCCAAUCAGCACCCAGAGAACUACACCCUUUAAUGGUUCCGAUUUCAUUUCCAAUCCAACCUCUAGUUUUCAGUAUGUGGUGGAUGACGUCGUCAUUUAUUCUACUCGCUACCGUCGAACGUUUCAAUCGGCUAUGGCACUGCUGUUCGGUGUACUGCCACCCGAGAAAUGGCUAGCAAUGCAGAUACAGGAGAGCCACAGUUUAUCGUACUGCUUUUCGGAUUGUGCCUGUCCACAGGCGGAGAAGCUGAAGAAACAACUGGCAAGCGAGAUGAACGGGCAUCUGUCAAAGCAUCCAGCGAUUGGUGCGAUAGUCCAGUGGAUUGGUGCGGCCUUGCUACAGAAUCCACAGGCGGCUGGGCAACAGAUAAAUCCUCUCGAAAUUCGUGACGCACUAUUGGCACACAUUUGUCAUGCAGCUCCAUUACCCUGUCGGAAGAUACACAGCAACGUGCCGUCAGCUGAUAGUUACCGAUACGGCUCGAAAACCGGCAGCAGCUCAACGCAAGACCCCCUUGGGCUGGAUGUUAUAAACAUCGAUCUGGAUGAAGCCACCCUGAGCGGAGGUGGUGGUGGUCCACCCAUCAAUACGGAACAGCCAGACGACUCGGAUACAACGGAGCAGGAACCGGAAAUUGAGGGAUGCGUCGAGAAAAGCCACGUUCUAGCCCUAAUGUCGUACAUACACUGGGCCGGUAUGAAGGAACUGUACAGCCAAUCAAUGCGCCAGCAGGGCCUACUACGCUCGUAUGGUUUGAUGCGUAACAUCGUAGCCUACAUGUUGCGAAUGAUCUCCGGCGAUCGGGUAAAAUUUGUGCUUUACUCGGGGCAUGAUAAAACGCUUGAGUAUCUGAUCGCUUCGCUGGGUGUUCAGCUCGAGAAUCCGUUCAUACCGUACGCGUCGCGGAUGGUGUUUGAAGUGUACAAAAGCGAUAAGGACACGCAGUACUACUUCCGGCUGGUUUAUAAUGGGCGGGACGUCACGAACACUAUCGACGUAUGCGAGAGUGGCAAGAGUCUGAAUGUUCCAAGGGGUAUUCGGGGCGGCAGGGCCCAUUUGUGUCCGAUCGAAAAUAUCAUUCGGUUUAUUCAUGACGAUUAUUUUCUGUCCCUUAAUGCUACCAACUACAAGGAUGCUUGUAUGGCGCAGACGAAGCAGGAUGGAUUUUUCUAGGAAAACUAUAGUGUAACCAUGCCACAAGCGGAAAAUGUUGUUCGUUUUUGUUAAAGUACGUGUUGCGUUGCUAAAUGGAAGAGGAUCUACUUCCUACCUGUGAUAUCUCUGUAGUUAUUAUGUCUUCAGCAGCAAACAGUGUCGAUAUCAGCUGAUCAUUCAAUACUUUGAUGAGUUAGUAAUUUGAAUGAAUGAGAAAUUUGAAUUGCUAGCUCAAUAGGGUCAGUGAGAUAAUGUCGCAGAAACAAAGCUUCAUAAAAGAAGGAACUAAUUGAUGCCAUCGAAAACGAUACAUAUCAUUGAUGACGCAAGGACAACACCGUCCUAUAAAUAUUUUUAAUGUUGUAAGUGUUUACAGAUAGAGUAUAUUCAUGUGUCAGACAUAAC
Messenger RNA from Anopheles merus, 2309 nucleotides. RefSeq names its product 2-phosphoxylose phosphatase 1. Gene Ontology annotation, molecular function: phosphatase activity. NCBI's taxonomy places the organism in Eukaryota, Metazoa, Arthropoda, Insecta, Diptera, Culicidae. The record is from RefSeq and is a predicted model, not a curated record. Gene Ontology annotation, biological process: dephosphorylation. The transcript has 2 exons. The coding region runs from base 126 to 1922 and encodes 598 amino acids.